CCCCAAUUACAGGUCCAAAAGCUCGCCACUGAAUCCGCUGAACCGUCGACGUUUGUCCAAAUCGAGAUCAUCAAGCCGAAUGAAAGCAGCGAAGAAGUGCUGACCAUCGUCGAUGCAGAGAAGCUCAUCCCUGACUUGCUGAGAGUAGCCGCUGCGGCCAGCAAGUUGAAGAUGGAGAACGUUACUGUAAGUCUGGUGAAGCAGGGCGAUACAGCUCACCAGGAGCUUGUCAUCGAGUAUGAAAGCCAUAUUGAAGAUGCUGUCGAUUUCAACUUAUCACAUUUUGUCUACGAAGGCCACAAAAGCGAGGUGAGCACCCGACAAGAGAGGUGGUCUCGACGAUCUCGAUAUUCUGACGUGGACGACAAGGUGGUGGCAGUUUUCAUGGAGGUGGAUGCAACUUGUCCCGACCAGAGUGUGGAAAUUGUGGCAUCGGUUAGUAUGCCUGCAGAGGUCAAAGUGGAUCGACCGCCUGCAACACCUUCGCCAGAAAUAAUGGAGGUAUCCGAGUCGUUAACGGAAUCGUCAAACGCGGUAGGACAGCAGAUUCCAAGAUUCACCAAAACAUUACAAGACUGUCAUACGGUGGUCGGAAGAAGUGCUCAGUUCAAAUGUAUCGUCAGCGGAAUGCCCCCACCAGAGGUGGCAUGGUAUGUCGAUGGAGAUGUCAUUCAAUCCAGCCGGGAAUAUGAAAUCGUAUACGAAGAUGGUGUUUGCAUUCUGCGGAUCAACGAGGCAUUGGCCGAAGAUGAAGGCGAGUACAGCUGCGAGGCGAAGAACUCGGCUGGCAAGGCGGUAACCAAAUGCUAUCUGAAAGUUCUCAUUCAUUCAUGUAGAUCAGCUUACGUUUUGUUUUGUGUUUUGUGCCUUUCGUAUGUGUGUUGUCUGGCGGCUGCGCUCCCCUCUACAUGCAUGGAAAUGACAAUGAGAACCUCCCCGUUUUCCAUUUCAGAAGACGAACCGCCACCGGCUCCACGCUUUAUCGAGCACGCCCCAUCGCUAGUCGAACUCGUUGACGAUGCUGAAGACUCAUUCGAUUCCUUCGAAUGGGAGGAAAAGAAGGCCAACAAGCUGUUCGCUUCUGAUACCGAAUCACUUCAUCCCUCCUCAGUUACUUACAACUCCGAAUUUGACCUUUCGAGAAUAGUGAAUUACAACGAGGAUAUGAAGGAGACCAAUGCCUUCCACAGGUAUUUCGACACGGCUGAGGCCGGGGUUCGAGUCCUGGAGUGGGAGCAACGCGAACGACUCUACGCUUCAUUCCUAAGCAGACCAGCGGCGAGUGCCCGGCUGGACCUCAUCAUUCCCAAGCCGGCUUCUUAUAGUUCUGCUGCGCAUCUUUUUGCAAUUCCUUCAAUACAAAUCACCCAUGCGGACAUCGUAGGAAGCCAUGAAAAAUCAGAGACUGAGCUCCAAAAUGAGCGACCUGGAAGCGCCGCCAAGACUGAAACGAAGGAACCUCGUGAACCAGAUCUGCCCUCGAAAAUGUCCUAUAAGGGACAGGAGAUUGCCAUCUCAGUUAAUGAGAUAGAGAAGGAAGAGAUGACCCUAAAUGAGAGCGGUGAGGUGGAAAUCUCGAAGAAAACCUGCAUGGAGACCUCACUCGAGUUCGAUACUGAGCUCGACAUCACACAGUCUAUUAGGAAAAUCCGUAACGCACUGCCUGAGGAAAACGAUGAUUUCGACCUUGGUGCCGAGACGAAGGUUGAAAAUCACGAGAUACCUGCAGAACCCACAGAAAAACCAGACCUGUCCGAUAGACCUCGAGCCCAGUCUACCCUCCCAAAACCGCGUCCUUUGGGCAAACAGGCAAGCACUGCAAAACUCGAGUCAACCAUGUUUGACCCAGAAUUUCUCAGUAAAAUGAAAGAAAUUGAACGAAUAGCUCGUCAAGUGGACGAAGAGCUCGGCCAUCUCUCCUCCUCACCACGUCCGACAGCCUCACCUCCAGAAGAUGCAAAGGAAAUUGAGGAGGCCAUUUACAAGAUUUCUGACCAGCUCAUGCUUGCCCGUCCUAUAACUGAAGCUCAAGCAGAAGCGAAUGAAGAGCUGCUCAGAACUACUCUGGCCGACAUGAUUUUGAAUCCAUCAAGAACUGCUGCAGAAGAGAUUGAGCUAAUGACACGCCCCAUCCAACUUUUGAAGAGAAAACUGUCCGACCUCGAGAAUUCUCUGCUGGAAGACGCAGAGGUGACAGAUAUUACUGAACAUCCUUGCCCUAUCACUGAGACCGCCAUUCUUACGGGUGAAACACCACCAGUUUUGAGAGCUAAAAAAGGUUCUCGAAACCGAGUCCCAAGUGCGGGUUACCUGAGAGUUACCCCACUGACGACUAACAUCAAGGAUCAGUUAUCGAGUCUUGAAGAGAUGAUCUCUCAGAUGAAUGGUGAAACUUCAGAUUCCACGACGGACGACGCAGACACCCAUCCCUUGGUCAAAGGGAGCAGCCAGAAGAAACGAGAGCUGCACGACUUAUUUGUUCAGAUCAACAACGAAAUUAACACGAUCAAGACUUACUGCAGGACUCAGUUGUCUAAGAGGGGCACCGAUGCCGUCAUGAACGUCCUUCACAAAGUUCGCACUCAUGUGACGAGUAUUGUGAACGUAAUGUCCCUCUCAAAGAGGAAACAUGCGAAAGCUAUAGACAAGCAUGCCGUAACAGUUACCACCAACUGUGACUUUGGACGGCCAUCUGAAACAUACCAGACGGAGGUGGUGGUGAUGACAAAAUCGUCAUCCGUGGAGAACUCAGACUACCAUAGGUCAUCCACAGCUGUUUCAACAAGUGACGAUACAUGGAAAUACUCCACAGAUCUGAAAAGCGCGCUGAAAGGAGUCGUACCGAACGGGAUUGACGAAGAAGAUGAGCCGCCCCUAAUAGGGACCGUUGAAUGCACCACAGAGGAAGAAGCUCCCGCUCCCGCUCCUGCUCCUAUCGCUCCCCCGCGACGACGUCGAACUCGCAGUGCAGAUGCGGAGCCUACGGAUCCUCCAUCCAGGCCUCCUAGAAAGAUGAAGGAAAGUCUCAAAAAGCGAGAUCUUUCGCUGGACAACAAACGCACUCCAGCGGCUCCGUUGAAUGGUGAGAAGCCAGGAGACUCUCCUAUUCUGCCCUCAAAAGAUGCCAGUCCUCCUGGUAAAACGAAAAAGUCCUUUGCGGGUGACACAUUUGACAUGCUAAGGAACUUUAGCUGUGUGCGAGCCCAGAAAGGCCAAGAGGAUUUGGAGAAAUCGCUUCUCGAAGAGCUCAGUCAGAUGGCUGUAACCCCAAAAGAGGACGAAGUGCUGUCUGAACCUGAAUGGGUACAAAAUGAACUGGAAGAGUCGUUGAAAAGAGGUGCCGAAAGGGCUAAAGUUGAACGAAGCAAGGAUAUUGAAGUGGAACUUGAGCCCGUGUCGAUUUACGAGACCCCUAAGGCAACUACUCCUGAGAGAGAAAUCGACGCCAAGGAAAAACAAAAAGUUAUGGCUCUUCCACAAUCGGAAAAGCCCGCUGAGGCUUGGCCAGGAUCAGAAAAGCCUCCCACGGCGUGGCCAGAAGCAGAGAGGACCGCUGAGGCGUGGCCAAAAUCAGAAAAGCCUCCCGAGGCGUGGCCAGAAGCAGAAAGGGCCGCUGAGGCGUGGCCAAAAUUAGAAAAGCCUCCCGAGGCAUGGCCGAAAACAGAAAAGCCUCCCGAGGAGUGGUCAGAACCAGAAAGGGCCGCUGAGGCGUGGCCAAAAUUAGAAAAGCCUCCCGAGGCAUGGCCGAAAACAGAAAAGCCUCCCGAGGCGUGGCGGGAACCAGAAAGGACCGUAGAGACCGCCUACGCGGGAACGUCCCUCUCAGCUGCAUAUCUUCUGCUUUCGGAAGCCACUGCAUCAUUGGAAAUACCAUUGACCAGCGUGAUGACGACGUCAGGCGACAUAUGGGCGGAAGACGGUCUAAGUUCUGUGCAGAUGACCUGCGAAGAGUCAGACUAUGCAACCGACACAGAUACCUCAGCCCUGCUCAAGGGAACUGUCCAGUUUUUCAACAAAUACUCCCCAAGGGGUACACCCCAGUCAAACUCUUCCAUGAGUGCUUCCCAGAGAAAUUCAAAGGUUAUGCCUGACCUUUCUGAACAAGAUGAGUCUGUCGAAAUUGCUGUCGAUGUUGAGCUGAAUAAAACAGGCACCAGCAAUAGGGAAGAUGUAGAACUGCACUUCAACGAGGUGAGCAUGAUGACGAAGAGCGACGAGAAGGGUAAACGUGGUUAUCUUUUACCUCCCAGUCAUGAUAAAGUCUCCCCAGAAAAGGAAUCGAUUUCGGAAGAUACUGUACACCUUGUGUUGGAAGAGGCCCACCUCUCUCAGAUGGUCUCGUCUGAAUGGACAGACGAUACCGACGGUCAACCGUCAUCGAGAAUGGGAAUGAGAGAAACUGACAUCCUCAGCGAUGAUUCCGUCAUUACAGAGAUCGAUCGAUCAAUAAUUGACAACAUUGACGAGUCGUUCACGUUCACCCGGGCUCCCGCGAAGAAAGCGCUGAUCGCGGUUGUUUUCCCGGACGUGCGGAUGUUCGCGAGUGCACGAAUCGCUGACAACACUUUCGAUGUGGAAAUACAUCAAGAGCCGGAAAGCUUGAGCUUGGUGAUAAGAGUGGUCGAGGACCAGGUGAACUUCACUUCCCUCACAGUCACGGGGUUCAUUCCUGCCCCGUCAGAUGCUCAGAGAGGUUACGAUGAGCUGGAUGAGUUGAGCUCUAUCGAAGACGUAGAAGGGGAGAGUCGCACCGGUAUAACUGUCUCAAUCGUUGCCAGAAGUCUGCACGAUGGCAUCUACGCCUCUCUUGAAGAGAUCCCCUGGGGAGAGGUCGAGAUGACCCUUCCCGAAUGUGAUACCAUGGGCAAAAGCUUGGAAGACGAGUCAAAGACGUCCGUCCAAUUCAACGUUACCGUGUCAGAGUCAAACCCAGACGAGAGGAAAUCCCUACGUUCCCAAGCCUCCCUGGAACAGUCCCAAAACACAAUUUCCGAGGCCGACAACACCCUGAGCAACGGGAGCAUCAACAUUCCGAGUUAUGUCAUCAAAUUAGGAUCAACUGCAACAAUUACUUGCGAACUGAACAAUUACCUACCGCCAAACAGUAAAAUCGACUGGUAUAAAGGCACUGCUCAAGUGAAGACCUGCCCAGGAAAGCUGGAUAGGAUCAGUCACGAUCUUCUCGAGGUGCUCAUCAUAAACAAUAUUGAAAUGGAAGACAACGAGCUAUACAGUCUCAAAGUGAACGACGAUAUUUUCCCAGUAGCGUAUUUGAUCGUGGAAGCGCCAUCGACAGAGGAAUUCGGCGCUACCAUCCUCACCCCUCCUCAAACCCAAUUUGUCAUGGAGGGACAGCCGACAGUAUUGAUGUGCCAAGUGAGCGAUCCAAACCAAGAGGUCGUAUGGUUGAAGGAGCGGAAACCGCUCAAGGAAACCGCUCGCUUACAGCUGGAGAACUCCGGUGACGGAUGGAGCCGUGUGAUCUUUUCCCAGACGCGGAUGUCCGACCAGGGUACAUACUUCGCAUUUGUCGGCGAUCAAAGCGUCGCCAUUACUCUUGUCGUUGAAGAGCGAAUCGACGAGAAAGAGGUGACGGUGGUUGCGUCAGGCACAGAGAGUGAGGACGAGGACGUCCAGGAAUACCUGAUGCCACCGGGCAGUACAGCUACGAUCGCUUGUGAACUCGAGGAUGGCGACCACGUGCCCAGUCUUGUGUGGCUCAAAAACGGCCAGGAAAUCGCGUUCACCGAUCCGAAUAAGAUGGAACACGUUGUUAACGGCCUCAAGCACUAUUUAGUUAUUCAUGACACUUCUCCUAAAGACACUGGACUUUAUAGUGUAUCGAUUUCGAACACAGAGUUCAGAGUGGCGCAUUUGGCUGUGAAUGACCUGGCCACGGUCUCACAGAACCUCCGGCGGAAACGUAUCUCAAACAGCUCAUUGCACUGA
Messenger RNA from Cooperia oncophora, 5949 nucleotides. The record is from the annotation of a GenBank genome assembly. Lineage: Eukaryota; Metazoa; Nematoda; Chromadorea; Rhabditida; Trichostrongylidae.